UUGUUGAGCCUGGCGGCAGGUCGGACGAUAUUUCUUGAAGAAGACAUUGUCACGUUCGAGGAGGUAAACUUUUUGAAAAAAUAUGGCUACCUAUCUGAACAAGGGUUUGGUUCCCCCACUUACACAGCACUAUCAAUUGCCGAAGCCGUACGAAGUAUGCAGAACUUUGCUGGCCUUCCGCCAACCGGACAACUCGAUUCAGAAACCAGAAAGCUAUUCAAAAGAAAACGUUGUGGUGUGAAAGAUAUCGAAACGAAAUCAAACAGGAUCAAAAGGUAUAUUCUGCAGCAAGGAUGGGGGAGAAAGGCUAUCACAUACAGGGUUAUCAAUGGCUCGAGUACAUUAGAGAAGUCCCGUGUAGAGGCUUUAAUGGCCAACGCGUUAGCGGUGUGGGCGCCACACGGAAACCUACGCUUCAAAUCUCUAAACUCCGCAGCCGACAUACAAGUUUCCUUCGCCAGCAAGGAUCAUGGAGAUGGGUUUCCUUUUGACGGGCCAGGUCACGUGGUGGCCCAUGCGUUCCCACCUCCCCAUGGCGCGAUGCAUUUUGAUGAUGAUGAGCAAUGGGGUGACAACGCCAACGAGGAAGACGAAGAUGUCACCGACUUUUUUGCUGUGGCCGUUCACGAGAUAGGCCACGCUUUAGGCUUGUCACAUUCGAAUGUUAAAUCAUCAGUGAUGUAUCCGUAUUACCAAGUUCCAGUAGAAAAGUUACAUGAAGAUGAUAUUUUGGGAAUGCAGGAGCUAUAUCUGAAGGAGCAACCGUCGUCAGCGGAGGUCGCAGCCAGUUUCACGCUAGCCCCACGGUCCACGGUGGCUGACAGUGAUGAAAACCUCCUGCCUGACCUGUGCUACGCCAACUACGACACUCUACAGGUCAUCCAGAACAAGCUGUACGUCUUCGAGGAAGAGUGGGUAUGGGUUUUAUCUGAAAGAAAGAUUAUCGAGGAAGGCUAUCCCAAGCGGUUCCACGAUGUGUUUGUGGGAUUACCGAGACAUUUUAAAGUUAUACGCACCAUAUAUGAGAACAGGAACGGCCAUAUUGUAAUAUUUUCAGGUCGCAGUUACUUUGAAUUCAGUUCACGUUUCCACCUCAUAAAACGCGGGAGAAUCACAGAUUUUAAAAUACCGUCCCGGGUAGCGGAACUGACGACCGUGUUUUUGUCGAAUUACAACAAUAAGACGUACCUCAUAGACGAUGAGAGGUACUGGCGUUAUGAUGAAGACACUGGAACCAUGGACAAAGGAUAUCCGAAACAAAUGUCAGCGUGGAGGGACGUUCCGUAUCCGGUGGACGCAGCACUCAUCUGGAAAGGAGACACGUUCUUCUUCCGAGGUCCUCGUUUCUGGCGUUUCGAUAACAAGUCUGUGAAGGCGCAUCCAUACUAUCCGCUGCCCACCGCAGUCGUGUGGUUCCCUUGUGAACCUACACCAGAUAUAGCUAUAUAUCUCACUAACUCCGAGCCCUGA
Messenger RNA from Danaus chrysippus (African queen), 1470 nucleotides. NCBI's taxonomy places the organism in Eukaryota, Metazoa, Arthropoda, Insecta, Lepidoptera, Nymphalidae. The record is from the annotation of a GenBank genome assembly.